GACCUGGAACACUUUUAGGGUGCAGUAAUAAGCUCCUUGUCUCUUCAAUGGAUUUACAAUAAACUGAAGAUUCGUAUCACUGUGGAGUGCCAGGCACCAUAUCUCUUUUUGCACAUUUGGAUCUGGAUUCUGCCCCAGAGACCCAGACACAGAACACGGAGCCAUGGCGCUGUCCAUCAUCCUCGCAGUUCUUUUCAUCCUCCUCAUCGCUCACAUCAUUUACCAGUCAUGGUCCCUACAGAAUAAAUACAAGUCACUGCCUCCUGGACCUACCCCGAUUCCUGUGGUGGGGACCCCCCAGUACCUACGGUUGAGAGAUGCCAUCGCCAACUAUGGCAUGCUCAGCAAGCAAUAUGGCAGAAUAUUCACCAUCUGGAAAUUGUCAGAACCGGUGAUUGUUCUGUGCGGUUAUGAAAUGCUGAAAGCGGGUCUGAUGGAUUACCCCGAGGAGGUGUGCGAACGACCAUUCCUUCCAGUAUUUGAAAUCGCCACCAAGGGAUACGCUAUUAAUGGAGUACGAUGGCGCCCUCUUCGCCGCUUCGCCCUACUAACCCUCAGGAACUUGGGGAUGGGGAAGAGAGCUGUGGAGGUGAAAAUGCUGGCAGAAGUCAAACAACUGGUCAAGGCUAUGGCAGAGACAGCAGGGAAACCCUUCAACGCAUCAAUGUACCUGGCCAGUAAUGUGAUAAACAUCAUGGCUACUAUUCUGUUUCGAAGUCGUUUUGAUUACUUGGACGAGCGGCUUCCAGAACUUAUCGUGACUAUGGCCAGACAUAUCAACGGGGUUACGUCUCCGCUAAGCACGCUCUGCAAUUUUGUCCCAGCUCUUCUGUACAUCCCUCAAAUCAGGCAUAAAGUCAUUAAAGACAGUCAAUACGUCCAGGAGUUUGUGGCAGAAUGUAUAAAGCCUAACAUAGAGACUUUCUCGAUGUCUGUGCCACCGCGGGAUUUCAUAGACCAUUUCAUGGUGAAGAUUAAGGAGGUGGAACAUGAGAAGGACACAGCUUUCUGUGACACCAGUCUCCUCAUGGUGACUGUAGCACUUUUAGCAGGUGGAACUGAGACAACAUCUACUAGCCUAAAAUUCGCCCUGGUGUUAUUGGCCAAUUAUCCAGAAAUACAAGCUAAAGCUCAGCAGGAGGUAGACGAGUACGCCAAGAACUCGCGUCAACUGGAGAUCGAGGACAGACCCCACUUACCAUAUACAAAUGCUGUCCUUCACGAAUGCCAGAGAAUUCUCGAUGUAGCACCAACUGCACUUUUCCAUACCAAUGUUGAAGAGAUUAAAAUCAAGGAUUAUACCAUCCCAAAGGGGUCUACCUUGAUCCCCUUCCUCACAUCCGUUCUCAGAGACCCAACUCAGUGGGAGACUCCGGAAGAGUUCAAUCCCGGGCAUUUCUUGACCGAGGACGGACAGUUCCGCCCCAGGCCGGCGUUCCUGCCUUUCUCCGCAGGGAAGCGCGGGUGUCCUGGACAGUGGCUGGCCCGCAUGCAACUCUUCAUCGUCUUUGCUGCUAUGGUCCAGAAUUUCACCUUCAAAAAUCCCCCAGGGGAACCACUACGGGACUGGAAAUAUCUAAAUCAACGCAAGUAUUACUACAUGAGAGAAUCCGAGAUAUGCGCUGAGUAUCGUCAUGCGCGCAUCUGAUAGCCCGCUGUUCAGCCGCAGACCGUGGAAGAGAAUGAGAAAUAAAAUCCAGAAAAUAUGACAAAGACGCUAGAAAAAAAAACU
Molecule: messenger RNA, 1732 nt
Organism: Bufo bufo (common toad)
Lineage: Eukaryota; Metazoa; Chordata; Amphibia; Anura; Bufonidae
Product: cytochrome P450 2C29-like
Exons: 10
Coding region: 164-1648 (494 amino acids)
Biological process (GO): xenobiotic metabolic process
Cellular component (GO): intracellular membrane-bounded organelle; cytoplasm
Molecular function (GO): iron ion binding; heme binding; oxidoreductase activity, acting on paired donors, with incorporation or reduction of molecular oxygen, reduced flavin or flavoprotein as one donor, and incorporation of one atom of oxygen
Source: RefSeq, a predicted model, not a curated record